AGUCCGACUUUUAAAGUCAAAUUUUUAAAGUUAGAUUUUAAACCGACUAUUUUGAAAAAUAUACACAAAAAAAGUUUAAAAACAUGACAAUGAAUAUCCCUCACCUGGAAUCAGUAACUGAGAAUAUUGACACAUUUGCGUUGGGGACUGGGCGGCUGGAGCUGCCAUAACAAAGCUCCACCGACCGAGUGGCUUUGAAACAGAGCCUGCCGUCUCACCAUCCGAGGGCUGGACGCGCAGGAUGGAGCUCCGCGGGGUCAGCUCCCCGGUGCUCUGAGGAGGCUCUGCUCAGCCUCUCCCGGCUGUGGCUUAAAAACAGACCUGCCCUCCUGACGUCGGGAGCUGGACGUGCAGGACCGAGGGCCACAGGGUCGGCUCUCCGUGCUCCGAGAGGGCUGUGCUCAGCCUCUCCUGGCUGGGGGGCUUUGUGGCCACCCUCUGUGUUCCUGGGCUUCAGAAGCAUCCCCUGGGCUCUGCCUUCAUCUCCGCACGGGUGAGUGUGGAAACUGCCCAGCCCAGUCCCUGACACGCUUUUCUUUUAGAGACAGGGUCUUGCUCUGUCGCCCAGGCUGGAGUGCAGUGGUGUGAUCUCGGCUCACUGCAGGAAACCAGGCGUGCUGGGUGCUGGGUCAGCCCCCACCUGGCCCUGUGCCCUCAUCCUACCUAGUCCCAGCUGCCGUCACCCUAUUCCUAAUAAGGCCGCCUUCCGAGGUAACGGGGUUAGGACUUCCGCAUAGGAAUUUGUGGGGACACAGUUCGGCCCACAGCCCUUCCCACCUCCACACACACACGACUGUGAGGAGCUGGAAGACCCCACUCCGCGCCCCUGCCAGGUCCUCUAGGGACAAGCUCGCUGUCCUCGUCCCAGCACAGCCCCUGGGCCAGUUUCCUUGUCCCUAAUGGGACCACAGUCAGAGAUGGUCUGGUCUGGACCAGCAGGUUCCUCCCCCCGGGGCAGGCACACCUUUCUCUGUGCGCGUCCUGCAGUGUGGUCUCUCUGUGGGAGCACCCCCCGCCUGCGCCCCCGCCGCCUCACAGGCCUGUUCCACAGCCUGGGACAGGCUCUCUCUCCCUCCUGGCCCUGCAUAGGGCACAACUCACAAUCCUACAUGGAUCCAAGAGGGAGCAGCUGGGGAAACAACGGAAUCCCAUAGAAACACCCCGAAUCUAACUUGACCCAGGACCAGCCAGUGGUCAUUUCUGAAUAUUCUCCUUCUUAGUAGACUCUACCAGCCAAGGGAGGCCAGGAAGGCUUCCUGGAGUAGGUGGCCUGAGGACUGAGGCGAGGCAGGCCCUGCGUGGGGGUCGCCACUCAGCACCCCCACACUGGGCUUCUCUGGGAGCCAGAGUCUCUGAGACCGGCUGAGGGAGGUGGGGGAGAGGCUGCUUGAACCGCAGACACCAAGCUCUAGCCCCCACCCCACCCAGCCAGUCGGUAGAGGCAGCGGAGGCCGAGAGGCCCAGCUGGGCCUGCUCCCCGGGGUGGAUUCCAAAAUGAGGAGGGACGCAGCAGAGAGCCCAGGGUCCUGACUUGAGGCCCACUGGCCGAGGGCCGGUGCGAGCCAGACAGGAAAAGGGUUGGGCCUGUCAGCGAACAGCACAGAUCAAGUCCAGAGCGGGUCCCUCCACCAAUAUCUGCAAAUAAAUAGCAGUUAAGUUUUUAGUUACACGAACAAUGCACAGAUGGUUCCAUGGACAUUGCGGUGUGGACACACAGCAACCUUGGUCCUGUCGCCAGCACCUUGCCCUACAGCUGAGGGUCCCCUAGCACUUCCUAACCAUGCAGGGUCCCUGCUUACAGUUCCCAUGAUGACCCCCUGUUCCUCACCUGCCUGGAUGGAGGCCCCGAGGGGCUGCCUGCGGUGGUGGUACCACUGGGUCUCCAUUGCAUUCCCAGAAACCCAGAGGGCAAGGCAUUUCCCCUGCUCUGUGCUGAGUCCACCCAGCCCCAGCCUAGUCCCAGUAAGGACUGCAGCCUGCCCUGUCCCAGGCCGCCUCCCAGGAGUCCUCUUGGCCCUGAUGCCAGGAGCCCAUCUUCCUCCAUUCAGGCAGGUCUCCGAGUGCCCUGACCUGGCUGCCCGCUGGCCCUGAGAGUCACACUACCCCACUGCCCUCCUUGGUCAAAAUCCACUCUGGAGUGGCUGGGGGAUUCCCCGGGGCCACCCUGCACACGCUUCUGCAGGGAGCUUCCCCUGGCCGGCCGGCAGACAAGGGCGGUCUCAGAGAGGGGGUUCACCUCAGCAGCCCCUUGUGUAGCUGGCCCCCGCCCCUGCCACCUCUGGGCACACCACCACGAAGCUGGGAGACAGGCAUGCAGGUGAAGGAGGCGAGCGCUGGGCAACCAGAAGGCCAUGGGGCACAGAGGGAACAGGGACGCUCUGGGUGGCCUCAAGGUCACUUCAGACCCCUGGGAGGUGCUCAGUGAGGUUGGCACUAGGAGUUGGUCCUGGUCACAUGACAGCCCCACUACCUCUGGUGUCCAGCCAGCACGCCCUGGGCCACUAGAGCAGCAGCCCCUUCCUCCUCUAAGCUGACUGCUCCUUGAGUCAUCACCACCCCCCGCCAUAGAGGCCGCCUGUCCCAGGAAGCAGAGGGACCGCAGCUGCGGCAACCAGGACCCGGUCUCUGUAUCACUUCCUGGGGGGCCAUGCCCGGGCCCGAGAUGGAGCUGAGUGACAGUGCCCCAGAUCUGACAGUGCGGGGCUAGUGCCAUGUUUGGGGAACCCUGUGGCAUGGGACAUGUGGGUGGGCUGGGAAAAUCACCCCAUUGUGUGGCAUCUCGGGCCUGGAUCUUAAGCCCCUGUGUCAGUGCCUGCGCCUGGCAGAAGAGCCGCAACCCCCAGGUUGCCAUGUGGGCAUCCCAGGCCCUGGCCCUGGCAGGCAUAUGUUUCAGGAGGUCCUUGUCUUGGGAAGCCCAGGGUCAGGGGCCCGUGUCUGUCCACAUCCGAGGCAAAGGCCCACUUCGUCUCUGAAGCAUGUUUGCUGUGAGCGCCAGUCCCCACUGUCUUGCUGGAAAAUGUGGAGGCCCCACUGCCCACUGCCCACUGCCCAGGGCAGCAAUGCCCACACCACGUGGUCCCAGCUCUGAGCUUGUGCUAAAAAGGGGGUACAGACUGGACCCUGAGCCUGCCGAGGGGCCGCACUCCUCCCAAGGCGGGGGUCUCCAUGGGCCACCCAGUUACACUCCCCUGUGCCAGAGCAGUGCAGACAGGACCAGGCCAGGAUGCCCAAGUGUCAGGGGCUGGGGAUGGGUAGCCCCCAAACAGCCCUUUCUGGGGGACUGGCCUCAACAGGGAAGGGGGUGAAGACUCUUAGAAGGAAAUCGGGGGGACCCAAGUCAGAGCCAGGCUCUGGGCAGAAGUCGCAGCCUCACGUAGAAGGAAGAGGCUCUACGGUGGGGGCGAGUGCCCGUCCCGGGGCGGCAGAGGCCCCAGCAGAGACUUCUCAACAACAUUCCAGCUGGGCUGGCCCUUCCAGAGCCCUUGCUGCCCAAGGGAUGUGGGCAGGUGGCCGAGGAGGCUUUGUGGGGCCGCCCAGCCCCUUCCUCACCUCUCUCCAUCUCUCAGAAUCCCCGGACAGGCCCUGGAACCCCCCCACCUUCUCCCCAGCCCUGCUCCUGGUGACCGAAGGAGACAACGCCACCUUCACCUGCAGCUUCUCCAACGCCUCGGAGAGCUUCGUGCUGAACUGGUACCGCAUGAGCCCCAGCAACCAGACGGACAAGCUGGCUGCCUUCCCCGAGGACCGCAGCCAGCCCUGCCAGGACUGCCGCUUCCGCGUCACACAACUGCCCAAUGGGCGCGACUUCCACAUGAGCGUGGUCAGGGCCCGGCGCAAUGACAGCGGCACCUACCUCUGCGGGGCCAUCUCCCUGGCCCCCAAGGCGCAGAUCAAAGAGAGCCUGCGGGCAGAGCUCAGGGUGACAGAGAGAAGGGCAGAAGUGCCCACAGCCCACCCCAGCCCCUCACCCAGGCCAGCUGGCCAGUUCCAAGCCCUGGUGGUCGGUGUCGUGGGCGGCCUGCUGGGUAGCCUGGUGCUGCUAGUCUGGGUCCUGGCCGUCAUCUGCUCCCGGGCUGCACAAGGGACCAUAGAAGCCAGGCGCACCGGCCAGCCCCUGAAGGAGGACCCCUCAGCCGUGCCUGUGUUCUCUGUGGACUAUGGGGAGCUGGAUUUCCAGUGGCGAGAGAAGACCCCGGAGCCCCCCGUGCCCUGUGUCCCUGAGCAGACGGAGUACGCCACCAUUGUCUUUCCUGGUGGGCUGGGCACCUCGUCCCUGGCCCGCAGGGGCUCAGCCGACGGCCCUCGGAGUCCCCGGCCACUGAGGCCGGAGGAUGGACACUGCUCUUGGCCCCUCUGACCGGCUUCCUUGGCCACUGGUGUUCUGCAGACCCUCCACCAUGAGCCCAGGUCAGCGCCUUCCCUCAGGAGAAGCAGGCAGGGUGCAGGCCAUUGCAGGCCACCCAUGGGCUGAGCUGCCUGGGGGCGACGGGGGCGCCAGUAUGCACCUGCACCAGCCCCGCCGGGCACAGCCCCACCACAGGACUCAUGUCUCAGUGCCCACAGUGAGCCCAGGCAGCAGGUGCCACCAUCCCCUACAGGGAGGGCCAGAUGCAGUCACUGCUUCAGGUCCUGCCUGCACAGAGCUGCCUGUGCCCAGCUCCCUGAAUCUCUGCUGCUGCUGCUGCUGCCUGUGGCCCAGGGCUGAAGAUGCCAUGGCCCUGCCUGCUGCCCCGGGAGCCUCCUGCCUGAACUUGGGGGCUGGUUGGAAACUGCCUUGGAGCAGCCAAGGUGCCCCCGGCAGCGGCAUCCCGAGGCGCCCUGGACGCAGGGUCCAAGACUGGACACAGGGGUAGGAGGUGCAUGGGGCUGGGGGCUCCCCGGGAGUCAUUUGCUCCCCACAGGCCUAGAGAAGUUUUCAGGGAAGGCCAGAAGAGCUCCUGGCUGUGGUGGGCGGGGCAGGAAACCCCUAGACCUUCACACAUACCCAGGCAGCAUCUCAGGCCCUUUGUGGGGCAGGGAAACUGAGGCAGUAAGACGGCAGGCAGAGCUGGAGGCCCUUCAGGCCCAGUCAGCACUCUGGCCUCCCGCCGCCCCAUGCCACCAGCCCCUCACACCACUCAGGAGAGGGAUAUCCUAGGGUCCCAAGGUCAGGAGGGCAGGGCUGGGGCUGACUCAGGCCCCUGCCAGCUGUGGCCACCUGGGUGUUUUGAGGGCAGAGGUGCAGGCACCCAGGGUCCCCCCAUUUGCCCACCUUGGGGGCUCUCCUUGGCACCCAUUCACGAAAUUAUUUAAAGGAGUUUGGCCAGGCUCCCACCAGGGCCUGGGUGGGAAGGUACAGGCGUCCCCUCCUCGGCCUAGUACCCCCACCGCGGCCUGGCCACUCCUCACAUCCACACACUGCACCCCCACUCCUGGGGCGGGGCCACCAGCUUCCAGGCGGCCAGCGGGCACCUGAGUGGCUGGGACAAGGGACCCCCCUUUCCUGUGGUUCUGUUAUAUUAUAAUUAUAAUUAAAUAUGAGAGCAUG
This is a messenger RNA of Chlorocebus sabaeus (green monkey), 5527 nucleotides long. RefSeq names its product programmed cell death 1 (gene PDCD1). The record is from RefSeq and is a predicted model, not a curated record. Lineage: Eukaryota; Metazoa; Chordata; Mammalia; Primates; Cercopithecidae. Gene Ontology annotation, cellular component: external side of plasma membrane; membrane. Gene Ontology annotation, biological process: negative regulation of immune response; positive regulation of T cell apoptotic process.